CCUAAUUAGAUACGGUUACGUUCGGAUUGAAAUUUUAGGGUUGGAGAGUGACGAUGAACUCGCUUCCAAGGAGGUUCGGGAGAGAUCAAGGAUACCUAGACCGAGACCACCGUAGAGGGAGGAGAUCCGGUUCAGACUCCGACGAAGAGCUGAAAGGAUUGAGUCACGAGGAGUACCGGAGGCUUAAACGCCUCAAGAUGAGGAAAUCUGGUAAGCACUGCAUUUGGAGGAACACGCCGAGUCCGCCUAGAGAUCCCAACGAGGUGGAGUCCGAUGAGAACGCCGCCGACGAGGAGGUUCCGGAGAAGGACGAGGAAGAUCCGAAAUCUGAGUCUGGUAAGUCGGAAUCUGAGUCUGAUAGAUCUAGGAAGAAGAGGAAGAGUAAGAGCUCUAGGAGUAAGCGUAGUAGACGAUAUAGCGAUAGCGAAUCUGAAGAUAGCGAGAGUGAUGAUGAUUCGGAUGAGGAAGAUAGGAGGAGAAGGAGGAGGAAGAAGAAGCAGAAGAGUAGUAGGAAGAGGAGAGGACAUAGGAGGAAGAGGAGAUAUAGUGAUUCUGAUGAUGAAUCUGAGAUUAGCGCUUCUUCGUCUUCUGGGGAAGAACGUAGCAAAUCAAAGAGCAAGAAGGACACUGAUUCGAAGGGGAAGUUGGAAGAAGCGGGGAAGGAGCCUGAGCUUGACGAAGAGGAGAUGAAGAUGAUUAUUGAAUCGAAGAAGAAAGCUUUACCAGAAGAUGAAGAAGAAGAAGGUGAGGUGGGUCCAAUGCCGUUACCUAAAGCCGAAGGACACAUCAGCUACGGUGGUGCUUUACGACCCGGUGAAGGAGACGCUAUAGCUCAGUAUGUUCAGCAAGGGAAACGUAUCCCACGUAGAGGAGAAGUGGGUCUCAACGCUGAUGAGAUUCAGAGGUUUGAGGAUCUUGGGUACGUGAUGAGUGGGAGUAGGCAUCAGAGGAUGAAUGCUAUUCGUAUCAGGAAGGAGAACCAGGUUUACAGUGCUGAAGAUAAACGGGCGUUGGCGAUGUUUAACUAUGAGGAGAAGGCUAAGCGCGAGGCUAAGGUGAUGUCUGAUUUGUCGAGGCUUGUGCAACGCCAUAUGGGAGAAGAGUUGGGUCCGAAUCAUGACCCUUUUGGUGCUGGGAAGACUGAUGGUGCUGAUGAUUGAUUUGCUUAGCUUCCCUUCUACUGCUUGUGUGGGUACUUAUCUUAUGCUUUUACUACUUGCUCGUUACUGAGUUUUACAGUUCUAAUAUGCUAUGCGUGUCACAUUAUCGUCUUUGUGUGUUUAAAAAUGGAAGAUUCUGACUUUAAGGAUCUGCUAUUGUUCCUACGCAAUUUGUUUGAGCUUCAGAGAUUAUAGAUUAUGAUUGUGUGUUUAUAUGGCUUAUAGAUAAUGAGUUUCAUAGUUUA
Messenger RNA from Brassica rapa (field mustard), 1405 nucleotides. RefSeq names its product NF-kappa-B-activating protein. Gene Ontology annotation, biological process: regulation of gene expression. Gene Ontology annotation, molecular function: chromatin binding. The record is from RefSeq and is a predicted model, not a curated record. NCBI's taxonomy places the organism in Eukaryota, Viridiplantae, Streptophyta, Magnoliopsida, Brassicales, Brassicaceae. Gene Ontology annotation, cellular component: nucleus.